AUGUCAUCUCCCCCAUCACAUCCUCAUAAGCUCCAGCGUAGAUACUUCCCCAACACUCUCCCUAACUGCACUAGCACUGACCACAAAACCCACCUCGAUACUCCUCACAAUACCGCUCCCAAUACCGUUCUCAAUACCGUUCCCAGUACUGUUCUCAAUACUGUUCCUAUAACCAUUCUCAUGAUGUCGACUGCCAGAACUUCAAACCGCCGCACUAUCUCCCGCCCGCGCAUCCAGCCGUCUAAUGCCUACUUCAGCGACUAUCCCAUUCCCACUCCACGGUACUUCACCGAGCCUGCUCCAAGCCCAACCCCACCCAUCAUGGCAACUCACCCGCCUAUUAUGGCAACUCCCCUGCCCACUCCGCAACCCUCACAGAGUACGCAAGCCCAGCAUGAUCCCGACGUUGAGCCUUCCUUCUCGCCCAUCCUGCCCCUACACCGAAGUCACAGCGACAGCAAGAACGGGAGGGAGAAGGAGAAGGAAGGUAAGCAAGAGGUUGACGAGUUCGACGGGGACGAGAGCGAGUGGCAAGACGCGCAAAUACGGGAGUCGCAAAUGAGCAGCAGAGAAGAUGAAGGCGUGUGGGUUGAUCCACUGGAGUGUAUUUUGGGAGCCCUGCUGGCCGAAGAGUGGAUGGUUAUCGAUGGGGAGGAGGAAGGAAACGACGAGUGGAUCGACGAUGACGAUUGGCAUAGUGCUGAGACUCAGGAUGAAUGGGUUGAGAUGGCGAGAGAGCCGUUAUCAGAGAGCAGAACUAUUCAGCAGGAGAGCCAGUAG
Messenger RNA from Morchella sextelata, 780 nucleotides. RefSeq lists its product as uncharacterized. The transcript has a single exon. The record is from RefSeq and is a predicted model, not a curated record. The coding region runs from base 1 to 780 and encodes 259 amino acids. Lineage: Eukaryota; Fungi; Ascomycota; Pezizomycetes; Pezizales; Morchellaceae.